This is a messenger RNA of Plectropomus leopardus (leopard coralgrouper), 1158 nucleotides long. RefSeq names its product protein Wnt-2b-A-like. Gene Ontology annotation, cellular component: extracellular region. Lineage: Eukaryota; Metazoa; Chordata; Actinopteri; Perciformes; Serranidae. Gene Ontology annotation, molecular function: frizzled binding; cytokine activity. Gene Ontology annotation, biological process: multicellular organism development; neuron differentiation; canonical Wnt signaling pathway. The record is from RefSeq and is a predicted model, not a curated record.
AACAUGUUUUGUCUGAUGAAAUCUCGGAGUUUAUCAGACACCAGCGGGGCUAUGGGGAUCAGACAUGGGACACGUAUCCAACAUCAAUCCAAACCAAUCUCUAAAAUAUACUUUUUUAUUCUGCUGCUGCUCAUUUUCACACCGAGAGUGGAUUCAUCGUGGUGGUACAUCGGAGCGCUGGGUGCUCGGGUGAUCUGUGACAACAUUCCCGGCCUGGUGAACAAGCAGCGGCAGCUGUGCCAGCGGCACCCGGACCUGAUGCAGUCCAUCGGUGAGGGAGCCAAAGAGUGGAUCAAAGAGUGCCAGCACCAGUUCAGACACCACCGCUGGAACUGCAGCACGCUGGACCGGGACCACACUGUGUUUGGCAGGGUGAUGCUGCGAAGCAGCCGCGAGGCAGCGUUUGUGUACGCCAUUUCUUCAGCAGGAGUGGUCUACGCCAUCACCAGGGCCUGCAGCCAGGGGGAGCUAAAGAUCUGCAACUGCGAUGGCCAAAAGAGAGGGCGAGCUAGCGAUGACAGGGGUGCUUUUGACUGGGGUGGAUGCAGCGACAACAUCAACUAUGGCAUCAAAUUUGCCAAGGCAUUUGUAGAUGCUCGAGAGAGGAUGGUUAAAGAUGCUCGUGCUCUGAUGAACCUGCACAACAACCGGUGCGGUCGGAUGGCAGUGAAGCGCUUUAUGAAGCUGGAGUGCAAGUGUCACGGGGUCAGCGGCUCCUGUUCUCUGAGGACCUGCUGGCUAGCAAUGUCAGACUUCAGGCGAACCGGGGACUACCUUCGCAAGAAGUACAACACAGCCAUUGAGGUGACCAUGAACCAGGACGGGACAGGCUUUAUGGUGGCUGACAAGGACUUCAAAGGAAGCACCAAGAAUGAGUUAGUUUAUGUCGAGAACUCUCCAGAUUACUGUCUCACGGACCGCGCAGCAGGCUCCUUGGGAACAGCAGGCAGAGUGUGCAACAAGUCCUCAAGAGGCACGGACGGCUGCGAGGUCAUGUGCUGUGGGAGGGGUUACGACACCAUGCGUGUCAAACGUGUCACCAAGUGCGAGUGCAAGUUCAAGUGGUGCUGUGCUGUGGAGUGCAAAGACUGCGAGGAUGUGGUGGACGUUCACACCUGCAAGCCCCACAAGCGACCUGAUUGGCUGGACAUAACUUAA